GACUGUGAAAUCAAGCAUAUAAUCAUUUCCAGUUAACACAAAAAGUGAUAAGUUCAUUUUCCACUCAAUUUACUUUACUUUGUUUGAUGAUAACUAUGAAUGGUUAUUGAGAAACGGAAUCAAGUUGUUAUUUUUUCGGGAGGAAACAAGUGAUUUUUCAGCAAUUUUUCUAAAAAAAAACAAUAUAUUUUUAAAAAAUACUCAAGCAAAAUUGGUGGUGCAGUGAAAAUUAGAAUUCUUCUAUUUCAAAAUAAAACUUUAUCAUUGGAAAAAUUCUUCGCUAAAUUGCGUGUACAAACAUUCUUGAGAAUGCAUUUUCCGAAAUUAAAUUAUAAGGCAACACUUAUUGUGAGUGCUUGUUUGCUUGCAUUUGGCAUUGGAUUUGGAUUUUUUGCAUUUCCAAAAUUAUUGAAGAAAAUGGUCACAGGCCAAAUAAACGUUGCACCAGGAUCAACCAUAAGACCUCUCUACGAAAAAGCACCGUUUUUCAUUGAUUUUCGUGUUCGUCUGUUUAAUGUGACAAAUAAAGAGGAAAUAAUUGAAGGAAAAAAACCAAAAUUACAAGAGAUUGGGCCGUAUUUUUUUGAGGAAUGGAAGGAAAAGUUUGAAAUGGUUGACGAUGAUGCGGAGGAUACGGUUACCUAUCAUUAUCGCAAUAAGUUUAUAUUUCGUCCAGAUUUAAGUGAUGGUUUAACUGGCGACGAAAUCAUUACAAUGCCUCAUCCAUUGAUAAUGGGCAUGCUAAUGGCUGUGAACGUCGACAAACAAGCAAUGCUACCAACAAUUGAAGGCGUUCUUAAGAAUUUGUUCCACGAUCCAGCUGAUGCCUUUUACACGGGACGAGUUAUGGAUCUUCUCUUCGAUGGUGUUGGCGUUGAUUGUUCAUCGGAUGACAAAACUACCAUCGCAAUUUGCAUGUCAUUCGAUAGUAACAAAGCACUUCGCAAAAUUGACGAUCAACAUUAUGCAUUCUCACUAUUCGGUGGUACUAAUUACACCGAUUUGGGUGAAUUCAAAGUGUACCGUGGUAAAAAGAACUAUAGAGAUUUAGGUCGUGUCAUAUCAUUCAACGGUGAAACAGAAAUGAAUGCGUGGGAUGAAGAUGAAUGUAAUACGUACGUUGGAACUGAUUCAACCAUUUUCCCAGCAUUUAUGUCCAAAGAAGAAGGAAUUUGGGCAUAUGAACCGUCGAUUUGUCGGUCACUUGGAGCAUCGUAUCGGUCUAAAUCCAAAUACAAUGGCCUUCCAGUAUUGGUCUAUGAAAUGGACAUGGGAGAAGAUAUCAAUAUUAAGCAAUGCUUCUGUCGUGACGAGGACAACUGUCCACCGAAAGGAACAAUCGAUUUGUUCAAAUGCGGCGGCGUACCGAUGAUUGCCUCUUUACCUCAUUUCUAUUUGGCUGAUCCAAAACUGCUGGAAGGAAUCGAUUCCGGCCUGAAUCCAACCAAAGAAAAACACGGAAUUUCCAUGCUCUUUGAAAUUAUGACCGGUAGCCCGUUGAAAGCAGCAAAGCGUUUGCAAUUCAGUUUGGAGGUGAAAUCCAUUCCACAAGUUGAAAUGGUAAAAAAUGUCCCAGAUGUGAUUUUCCCACUGUUUUGGGUAGAAGAAGGAGUCAGUCUGGGUCGUGAAUUUACCGAUAAAAUGAAAAACAGCUUAUUUUUAAUGAUAAAAAUUGUCAAAGUUGUCAAGUGGCUGUGUAUCGUCAUCGGUGCUUUGGGAGGCAUUCUGUCUGGUGUAAUGAUGGUUAUGAGUAGCCAAAGCAACAACAAGGUUACAAUGCCAAAUGGCCGUUGAGGACACGUGCCCAUACCCAUACAACGGAGCUUUGGAUUCCGUUAGACGGAGUAAUUAAAAAUUUAUGAUAUCGUAAUUGUUGAAAACAAACCACCGUUCUAAAAAGUA
Sitodiplosis mosellana (orange wheat blossom midge) is the source of this 1902-nucleotide messenger RNA. RefSeq names its product sensory neuron membrane protein 1-like. Lineage: Eukaryota; Metazoa; Arthropoda; Insecta; Diptera; Cecidomyiidae. The record is from RefSeq and is a predicted model, not a curated record. Gene Ontology annotation, molecular function: scavenger receptor activity. The transcript is spliced from 12 exons. Gene Ontology annotation, cellular component: cytoplasm; membrane. Bases 310 to 1794 code for a protein of 494 amino acids.